Messenger RNA from Dichotomopilus funicola, 1077 nucleotides. RefSeq lists its product as uncharacterized. The transcript has a single exon. Bases 1 to 1077 code for a protein of 358 amino acids. The record is from RefSeq and is a predicted model, not a curated record. Lineage: Eukaryota; Fungi; Ascomycota; Sordariomycetes; Sordariales; Chaetomiaceae.
AUGGAUGGGAACAGGGACGAGGCAGAAAGAGGCCAUUCCACACGCUUCGCACGCCCAAAAUCACGUGGUGUCAGCACGACCACCCCCCAACCAGCCCACGAUGCGCUGUCAAUAACCGCGGGGUCGAGCUCCGUCACCAUCACUACCCGGCCAGCCGGCAGUUACUCGCCGCGGGAUGCUCCGCGGUGCUUAUCGCAAAGACACCAGAGCGGCCCCUCGGAUGAGCCAGCCCCGGGAGAGGAGCCAAAGGGCCCCAUUCCCAUGGCUGGGGGGAGCAAUCCAAGCCAGGGAAGCCCGGGCGCCGCGCAGCAAGACGGUGAUUCUGUAACGGCGCACCAGCACCAUGGAGAGGAGCAUUCGGCCCCGUUUCCGGGAACAGAGUUCGGCAUCUCCAGGCACUUUUCUCGGCCGCCACCACCACCGCCAUUGACACCCCCAACACUCGACAGCACUUUCUUCCCCUUUGAACACCGCCGUCCGAGCGAUGCGGUCUCCAUCCCUCCAUCGUUCGACUCCAGUUUCAUCCACCAGCCAAAUCCCGAGUAUGGGGCAGCCUCCAACCCCCUGGAUAGCCCGAAUCUGAGCUCCAGCCCACCGACGGCCGCCGGCACGCUCCCUCGGCUAACAUCGUACACCAGGAGCGUCCCCGUCGGCAUGCCAGGGCUCACCACAACUGCCUCUGCCGCCUCUUCGUCUAACGAGACGAUGACAUCAGGGAGCACGACAGCCUCCUCUUUCUCCCCUUCCAGCUACCCACAAGCAUCCCCACUACUCCCCCCACCACCGCCAGGUCAAUUCGAACCACCAAUGCCACGAACGACGUCAUCUGGACCGUCUGCGCCACCCAAGUACCAAUUCGUGGGGGGCCCGGGCGGGCCCGGUGUGUUGCUGUCACAGCAUGAAAUUGACCUGCAGGGCGAGGUUAUAUCGGUGGUGGAUGAUGCUGGGCACGGGUGGAAGCGCCAUACGCGGGUGUAUGGCGGCGGUGUGUGUUUGGCGUGUGUCGCGGCACAGAGGAGGGGGGAAGGCCGAGGGGGGUUUUAUGGGGACAAAGUUCCGUUGGAAGAUCGGAGGUAG